This is a messenger RNA of Theileria equi strain WA, 1194 nucleotides long. RefSeq lists its product as hypothetical. The coding region runs from base 1 to 1194 and encodes 397 amino acids. The record is from RefSeq and is a predicted model, not a curated record. The transcript has 6 exons. Lineage: Eukaryota; Apicomplexa; Aconoidasida; Piroplasmida; Theileriidae.
AUGGACUAUGUAAUACGCCAUGCCGAAGUUUUAUGUCUAUCAGAACGCUUGAAUUUGGAACAGGGUCUGAGGUUUUUAUCAUCAUUGAACGCUAUCCAAAAUAUUCCAAAAAAUUGUCUAAUAGCAAUAGGAGAAACAAUAGAAAUUUCUGAUUUCAGUACAGUGGAAGAAAUGCUGAUAUUAGAUGCCCUAGAUUCCUCAUGUAAAUUGAGCAAAGAGAUCGAUUUCCUCUGUGUAAAUAAAUUAUUUGAUGAAGUAUGUAAUAUACUGGAACAUUCCAAAUCUACAAAUCACUAUCGCAAUUUGACUAUCUUAAAUACAAUGAUUACAUUUAAAAUUAAAGAUAAUCACAUUACUAAUUUGGUGUUUUCAUCGAUUAAAAGAAACAUUGCUAGCUCCACAUUGUACGAGCUCUGUCAAUAUUUGUUCCUUUCUGGUGAACUAAAUUGGCCCGAACAGAUUGAUAUUUUAAGGCGUGGUAAGUGUAUACAGAAUGUUUUAUCUAAAACAGAGUUCAUAAAAUCGUACGAAAAACUUUUGGAGGACAAAUCUCUCGCAAUUAAAGCCUUAUCUGGCAUAUUGCGGUUAUCUAACCAACUGACGUCGAAAGAGCUCAAACUCUUACUAGAAAUAUCACAAAGUUCUGAGUCUUUACCCAAAAGUGAUAUAAUCACCUUGUAUUCCGCAUUGGCUAAGUCAAAUUCAACAUUGGGGGAUGAAUUCGAAUUUAUAAGGAAGACCAUUAUAAAAGAAGCGUGGAAUUUGUCAGAUUUGUCACCAUUGGAAACUUGUCGUUUACUGGAUAUAGAAGAUAACUAUUUACCGAGUGAUAUUCCUAUAUCUAAACUUAAUGCUGCAUUUGAUAGUAUACUUGGAAACAUUAAUCUGUUUGACAAAGACGAAAUCGUUACAAUUUUAAAUUUUGCAUCCAGGAAUGAUAAUCACUCGAAACGUCUAUUAGAUGCAUUGUACGACAUUAAAUACCUACUCAAAUCCCCAAAGGCGGCAGUAGCAUUGAUAAAACUCCACAAAAGGUGUGGAAUCUCCAACUCUCAACUGCUUUACGACAUCCUAGAUGGACUCUGUGACAAUUCUAUCAGAAUACACGAUUCUUUAAAGAUUCAACUCACUGAGUUACUCCAAAAAAACAAUAUCAAACACUAUACACUGGCAUCUAAAUUGGCAUGUUCAUAA